ACUAGAGAAAAUGUCAACUAAGCCACCUAAUUAAGCAGAGUCUUUAAGUGUCACGACCUGUUCAAACUAAAACAGGUAAGACAAAGUAACCUUCUGCACCUUUUUCCAACCGAAAAAUAACUUCUUAUAAAUACAAACCAAUAGCAGAAGACUUAAUCAAAACAACAAACAAAAUCCCCACACUUUACCAAAAUUGUUGAGAGAGAGAGGGCGAGAGAUGCAGUCACCUUGCUGGAAGGAGGUCACAGAAGUAUGCCUCAGUGGCUGCUGCCCCAACCCGUUACAGAAGCUGUCAGCGCAUCACCACCGCACCAUGUCCAAUUCCGGAAGCACUUCUGCAGCUUGUCGCCGCGACUUUGCAGCCACGACUUCAUCAUCCAUAUUCCCAAACACCGUGUUCACCAACCACGAGUGUCUCCCGUCUUUGCACGAGUCCUUCGCUGACUUCACCAACGUUUAUCCCAAAUACCAUGAGACUGCGGAAGUUGAUCGGAUACGAGCUAAAGAGUACUACCAUCUCUCACAGUCAAACCAUACCUGCCUUGAUUAUAUUGGCAUCGGCCUCUUCUCCUCUUCUCAGCUGCACAAUCACGAAUCCUCUUCUCAAGUGAGGUCGGAUUUCCCCUUCUUUAGUUUGUCGUACAAGACAGGGAGUUUGAAGACGCAGCUGCUUCAUGGCGGCCAGGAAUCAGAGCUGGAAUCUGCAAUGAGAAACAGGAUUAUGGAUUUUCUUAACAUAUCAGAAAAUGAUUACAGCAUGGUUUUCACUGCCAACAGAACAUCGGCUUUUAAACUUGUGGCGGAAUCUUACCCGUUCAAGACCAGUAGGAAGCUGCUGACGGUGUAUGAUUACGAGAGUGAGGCAGUGGAAGGGAUGAUUAACAGCUCCGAAAAGAGAGGAGCCAAAGUCAUGUCGGCGGAGUUUUCGUGGCCCCGGCUGAGGAUUCAGUCGGCCAAGUUGAGGAAGAUGGUCGUAAGCAAGAGGAAGAAGAAGAAGAAAAGGGGGCUUUUCAUGUUUCCGGUACAUUCUAGGAUAACAGGCUCCAGGUAUCCUUACAUAUGGAUGACCAUGGCGCAGGAGAACGGGUGGCACGUCUUGGUUGAUGCUUGUGCAUUAGGACCAAAAGAUAUGGACAGCUUCGGCCUCUCUCUCUUUCAACCCGAUUUCCUCAUUUCUUCCUUCUACAAGAUUUGUGGGGAAAACCCUUCAGGCUUUGCAUGCCUCUUUGUCAAGAAAUCUGCUGUUUCGGUCCUAGAAGUUUCCACGAGCACAGGAAUUGUAAAUCUUGUCCCGGCAAAGCAAUUGCUUCAAAUAGCAGGGGAUUCUUCCGGUACCGACACAGAGCUUGAGCAGAUAUCCAGACUUGGCAUGCAGCUAGAUGCAUUAGGCACGGCAAGUUCUUUCUCCGGUCUGAUAUCCAAUCAGUCAACACCGACAAGAAGAUUGAAGCAAGAACGGCCUGAGAGAGCUGAAGAAGCUGCAAACUGGGAAGAAAUCGAAAUAUCUUCAGAGAAGGACGAGAAUUCCAGAAGCAGCGGUAAUGGGAACCUAGAGGUUGUAUGCAGGGGACUGGAUCAAGUGGAUUCACUGGGGCUAAUGGUGAUCACUAACAGGGCAAGGUACCUGAUCAAUUGGCUGGUGAGCUCAUUGAGAAAGCUUAAUCAUCCUAACAGCAAGGGAAUUCCUUUGGUAAAAAUCUAUGGGCCAAAGAUCAAAUUCGAUAGGGGACCAGCUCUGGCAUUCAAUGUAUAUGAUUGGAAUGGAGAGAAGGUAGAGCCUGUUCUCGUACAGAAACUUGCCGACAGGAACAAUAUUUCUCUUAGCUAUGGAUUCUUACACCACAUCUGGUUCUCGGAUAAGUAUGCUGAAGAGAAAGGGAGAAUCCUAGAGAAAAGAGAAAGCGGAGCGAAGGGAAUGGAUGCUAACAAGUCCAAGGCGAAACCUGAUCUAGGAAUUACCGUGGUUACAGCUGCACUCGGAUUCUUGGCCAACUUUGAAGACGUAUACAGGCUGUGGGCAUUUGUUGCACAGUUCCUGGAUGCAGACUUUGUGGAGAAGGAGAGAUGGAGAUAUACAGCUCUUAAUCAGAAAACAGUUGAAGUUUAAGUAUAAUAUAUAUCUGUAUCUAUAUCUAUACAUUUGUUUAUUCUAAUUGGUCCUGAAUUGUAGGAUAUUAAACAUCAUUGCAGAGAAGAUUCUGUACAUAUGGAAUUUUAACUGUCAGGGGAAAACACAUGCUUCAUUCUUUCACAGAAAGAGUUUCAGAACCUUUUCCAUUUCGAAAGAGUUUCAGAACCUUUCAUGCUUGGCUUGUUAUGUAAUCUCAUAUUUUGCUUCCUAAAUCUAAUCCUUGCAAAAUUUCAAGUUUA
Molecule: messenger RNA, 2370 nt
Organism: Malus domestica (apple)
Lineage: Eukaryota; Viridiplantae; Streptophyta; Magnoliopsida; Rosales; Rosaceae
Product: molybdenum cofactor sulfurase
Source: RefSeq, a predicted model, not a curated record